AUGUGUAAUUUCAAAGGGAAAAGAGCUGCCGACAGUAGGCGAUCAACUACAUGGAUAUUUAGUAGAAAGAGUAGUUAUAUUGAUAGAGAAAAAGAGUAUUCUAAGGAAAAACAGAAAAAAUAUAUUAAGGAGCUUGAUUUAACGGCAGUUUUAUUAAAACAUGAAAAGACAGGAGCAGAACAUCUUCAUAUUAUGAAAAACGAUAGAAAUAAUGUAUUUGCAAUAGGAUUUCAUACACCACCGCCUAAUAGUUCUGGAGUACCUCAUAUUCUUGAACAUACAGCAUUAUGUGGAUCAGCAAAAUAUCCAGUCAGAGAUCCUUUUUUUAAGAUGUUAAAUAGAAGUUUAGCAAAUUUUAUGAAUGCUUUUACAUGUUCUGAUCAUACAAUGUAUCCAUUUGCGACAAUGAAUCCUAUAGACUAUUCCAAUCUUCGAGAUAUUUAUUUGGAUGCGACUUUAUUUCCAAAACUUCGAAAAACAGACUUUUUACAAGAAGGAUGGCGUCUAGAAAACGAAGAUCCAAAAGAUCCACAAUCGCCUAUCGUUUAUAAAGGUGUUGUAUAUAACGAAAUGAAAGGCCAAAUGUCUAACUCAUCUUAUCUGUUUUAUAUUCGAUAUCAACAGCAAAUGUUUAAAAAUACAAUUUAUCAAAAUGAGAGUGGUGGAGAUCCAGCAGUCAUUACAGAUCUUACUCAUGAGGAUUUGGUUAAUUAUCAUAAAAAAUAUUAUCAUCCAACAAAUUCUAAAUUUUUUACAUAUGGGGAUUUCCCUCUAGACCAGCAUUUAGAAGCUAUCAAUUCUAAAAUAUCUUCUUUUGAUAGAACUGUUAUUGAAAAUGUUCAAAAAAAUAUUGAACCGUUUAAGUCACCAAGAAGAAUAUAUGAUAUAUUUCCUUUUGAUCCUUUAUCAGAUCCGGACUCUCAAAUAAAAAUGUCUAUUUCUUUCUCUGCUAACGAUAUAGCAAAUGUUUUUGAAACUUUUUCAUUUCGUGUACUAUCUUCAUUAUUACUUGAUGGACAUUCUUCUCCUUUAUAUAAAAGAUUAAUAGAAACAGGACUUGGGUCAGAUUGGUCUCCAAAUUCAGGUUAUGAUACAAGUUUUAAAACAGGAAUAUUUUCAAUAGGUCUUCAAGGCGUUGCUAAAGAUAAUAUUAAAAAGAUUGAAUUGGAAAUUAGGAAUGUAUUAGAAGAAGUGGCAGAAAAGGGAUUUGAACAGCAUAAAAUAGAUGCUAUACUUCAUCAAAUAGAGCUUAGUCUUAAACAUAAGUCAGCAAACUUCGGUAUAUCUUUAAUGCAAAGUUUACAAUCAGGGUGGUUCAAUAAUUCAGAUCCAUUUUUAAUGUUAUCUAUUAAUGAAAUUAUUGCUAAAUUUCGAGAUUAUACACGUGAUAAUCAAUAUUUAAAAUCAUUAAUAUGCAAAUAUAUACUAAAUAAUACAAACUCACUUUCAUUUAUAAUGAUGCCAUCAAAGACAUAUAUGCAGGAUUUAUCUGAAAAUGAAACCAAGUCUUUAAUGACUAAAGUAAAUUCUUUAUCUUUAGAGGAAAAGAAAGAAAUUCAAAUGCAAGCUUUAGAAUUAUUGAAAAAUCAAGAAACUAAGGAAGAUGUAUCAUGCUUACCAACAUUAACAAUUGAUGACAUAGCAAAAAAUAUUUCUAAGGUUGAAUUAUUUCAUGAAAAAAUUGGGAAAUUGAAUGUACAAUGGAGAAUUGUUCCUACAGAAAUUACAUAUUUCAGGGCAAUUAAUCCUUUAAAUAAUCUUCCAGAAUAUCUUAAGCCUUACUUACCAUUAUUUGCUGAGGUUUUGACUAAUUUAGGAACUCAUUCCCAAACAAUGUCGGACUUAGAAGAUGAAAUUAAACUUAAAACAGGAGGAUUGAAUGUUUCUACUUACAUUAGUACUAAAUAUAAUGAUUUAAAUACAAUAGAAGAAGGAUUGUUAUUUUCGGGUCAUUGCUUGUCCCAUAAUAUACAAUCUAUGUAUGAUUUAUUUCGUAAAUUACUUCUGGAAACAAAUUUUGAUAAUGUCAAAAAAUUAAGAUCAUUAAUAUCUAUUAAUAAUAGCAAUAUAAUGAGUUCACUUUCAGAAAGUGGGCAUUCAUACGCACGUGCUUUUUCUGCUUCUUCACUAACUUUAGGAGGAAAAUUCUCAGAAACAAUGAGUGGAAUAACUCAAGCAAAGUUAGUUAGUAAACUUUCUAUGAAAGAGGAUUUAUUAGAUGUUGUAGAUAAACUUAAGGAAAUUUCAAAAUACACAUUUUUUCAAGAAUCGCUCAAAGUUUUCAUUACUUGCAGUGAUAAACACAUAAGUUUGAAUAAGAAGGAAUUAGAAAAGUUUUUCUCAAGUCUUCCAGCAAAUUUAGAUGAUCAUAAACCUGAAAAUGUAUUUCCUCAAUUUACUCCGUCCUUUGGCAAUAAAGCUUUUUUUCCAUUACCAUAUUCUGUUAAUUUUGUAUCUCUUUGUUUACUAGGGACUCCAUAUAUACAUCAGGAUGGGCCUGUUAUACAGAUAUUAUCCAAAUUACUUACUCAGCAAUAUUUACAUAAAGAAAUUCGUGAAAAAGGUGGUGCAUAUGGUAGUGGAGCUUCAUAUAAUAGUUUGGAAGGAAUUUUUGGAUUCUAUAGCUAUCGAGAUCCAACUCCUCAAAGAACAUUAUCAAUUUUUGCAAAUUCUGGGCAAUGGGCUAUAGAACACAAGUGGACUCAGAAAGAACUCGAUGAGGCCAAGUUAAACGUAUUUCAAUCAUUAGAUGCUCCUAUUAGUAUUGAUAAGGAGGGAUUGCCUUAUUUUAUCAAUUCUUUAAGUGAUGAAAUGCGCCAACAAUACAGAGAACGUCUUUUACAAGUAAAUAUAAACGAUUUAUAUCGAGUAUCGGAGAAAUAUAUUCUUAAGCCAAUAUCACAGCAACAUUUAAGUAUCACAGUAUUAGGAGAAAAAAAAAAAUGGAUUGAACAAGAAGAACAAUGGAAAAUUUUUGAUCUAAAUAAAGAUGUAGAUAUUUAA
Messenger RNA from Pneumocystis carinii B80, 3003 nucleotides. RefSeq lists its product as hypothetical. Gene Ontology annotation, molecular function: metal ion binding. The transcript is spliced from 11 exons. NCBI's taxonomy places the organism in Eukaryota, Fungi, Ascomycota, Pneumocystomycetes, Pneumocystales, Pneumocystaceae. Gene Ontology annotation, cellular component: mitochondrial matrix. Gene Ontology annotation, biological process: protein processing. The coding region runs from base 1 to 3003 and encodes 1000 amino acids. The record is from RefSeq and is a predicted model, not a curated record.